AUGAUAUCUCACUUUACCCAACCCGUCCUCAACCUUGCGCCCGAUGCGCUGCAAGAAAUCGACGGUGGCGACGCCGUUUCGAACCUUUGGAUAGUGUUCUCCCGGUGUAAAGACUCGCUCCAGGACGGCGAGAGGCUGGAGAACAUCUCCUGGCGACUGUGGUAUCGAGAACUCGCAUCCCACGACCCGUCCACGCACUACGGCAAGCUGCUUCACCGGGCCAACGAAGAACAACGCGUCUCAGGUUACCCAUUCCCGAGCUACGCGGACGACAAAGAUGGUAAAUCCCUCAUGACACAUCCGACGCUCCAUCCCCGCGCCCUAACCCCGGAUCUUUUCUUUCACGUAGUUCGGGGUAAUGAUUGCUGGGAACGUGUCCCCUCUCCUUCCGCACUUUCGGCGGUGUCGUCGGAAUCUGCCAGCUCCGUCGACGAUGCGGAUCCCCCUCGUCCGCCUGUGCGACGGUCAACCUCCACGUCGUCGGUGGGCAAGAUCAUCUGCGAUAUGCUCCCCGAGAAAGUCGUCUACACGCACAACGGGAGAUUGCGUUCGCCCUCGGUCGAGCCACAUGUAUCCAGGCCACGACUCACCGUUGUUCCGGAACCGGUCAUCAGCAAGCUUAGUUCGCCGCCGCCCGCAUCGACGACUACGAGCGCGAAUAACAGCGCCCCCGGUUCCCUCGCACCGAAAGUGGUCGUCGUCAAUCCCACUCCGCAUCCAACACCUCCGGCAACGCCGGUCCCCAUGAUGCCCCCGUCCGUUCUCACGGUACCGCCGCAUUCUCCUACGGAUAUGCUCCCUCCUCCUCGGAACGCGGCGCCUACCCCUCGUGCUAUGCCGCCACCCGCCACCGCGAGCCUCGAACCUGCGCUCGCCCCUGGUGUAACCGUCAUCGCGCGCCCCACACCCACGCCUGCCAAACCUUCGGACGCCAACAACGAUACGCUCAAGGCGUCUGAACGGCGCUUCUUCCUCAAGCAGAGCCCGGAGGACGAUUCGCCCGAUCGUCAAUCGGGCGACGCUCUCUCGCCGCGUGAUCCUCGCGGAGGCGGCUCUUCGGUCACGUCGGAAGGCACAUCGGUGACCGCCAGCUCGGACAGCCCAGCGGCGGAUGAAGAGCCGACGACCAAGGCGCCAUCGGCCCCUCCGAAGCGCGUGGCGUCUGCCACCACCGUGUCGUCCGGUAUCGGCGGUCACGCGCGCGGUCGCAAAGGGAAGGAACCAAUACGUGCAUUAACUUCGCAACGUCGUCCCGUUCCUCAGCGCCCGGGCCCUAUCCGACGUGCGACUACGGAUGUCAAGACGAAGGAGAAGGAGAAGGAGAAAGAGGCCAAUGACAAGCCUAAGCCGCACGCCGCCUUCAAGAUCGGUUCGACGUCGUCCAAUGGCUCCAAGUCUCGUACGGCCGCGAAGAUGAAGCUCACGAGCGUGCCCAAGGCCGACGUCGCCAAGGGUAAAGGCAAGGCCAAAUCGGCAACCGCCCAGCGCGCCGCUGAGAUCGUAGGCAAGCGCGGCAUCGUGGUCGACAGCUGGUCGGACACGGAGACGGAGACGGACGACGACUCGGACUGGGCCUCGGAGGAUGUGUCGGAUGCCGGCCCCUCCAAGAAAAGUCAGAAUAACAAGAAGAGCGGGCCGCAGAAACGGACGAAGGAGGAGCUGGAGGCGAUCCGUCUGCGUGAAGCCGCGGAGGAAGCGCAGCGGCAACGCGACCUGUUCGCGAAGCUGCCGAAGAGGAGCUAUUCGAACCUGAACCGGACGGGCAGCGGCCUCCUCAGCAUGCUCUUCCAUCCCGAAACGGCCCUCGCUCCCGGCAACCCGUAUGCCCGCGCCGGCUUCUCGAGCGAUGACGUCGUCGGUAUGCGGCCUCCGCAGCAGCCAGAAAAGCCGUCACGUGGCGAGCAGCAGCAGCAGCAGCAGCAGCAGCAGCAGCAGGCGCCGCCUCGAAGGCAGGCCAGUGCUGGUCCGUUGGGCCCUAUGGCGCGGCUGGGCAUGGGCAUGACCUCGAUGAAGCCCCCGCCACCGGACCCGCCGCGCGCUCAGGUCCAAGUCAGCGGUGCACCUGGCACCAGCCUGCUGAAGACGAGCAAGAGUGCCGCCGCUCUGCCGACGGUCACCGCGACGCCAGCCCCCGCCCAGCUCAACGCGACGGCACAAAAAUCGGGCUACAGGCCCAAGGGCCGACCGGAAGAGCUCGAGAUGGAGGACGACUCGGACAGUGCCGAAGAAACCGGCGGGAUAUCCAAGAGUUUGGCCCAGCGCAAACUGGAGGAGCUCGCGAACGGCAGGAGAAGGGAGAAAGCGAGGGAGGAACCCCCGCCUCCCGAGAUACGUCCAGCCUUCGAGCCCCCCGUUCAGCAACACACUAUGUAUCGCUCCCAGACUCAGCCUGCCGCGCCCCGUUCGACCGUCGCCCCGACCCCUGUCCCGUUACCUGCCGGUCACCCGUAUAACCUGCCAACCCCUGCUGCUCCGACUACCCCGCGAACGACGCGUCGACAGAUGCUCGCCACCGAGCUCAGCGAGUCUCUCCGCCGGAAUCUCCUAUGGGAGAGACAGGUCAGCAUGAUCAAUAUGGUCGGCCCCCGGAAGCGACCCAACGCCCUCGGUGGCGGCCUGCGACCGUUGACGACCACGAAUGGCGAUAACGAGGCUGGUGGAAGUGGGUCUGACCCGCAAGAGGAGGCGAGGAAGCAAGCAUUGGCGAGGAACAAGAGCUGGGCCGACGACUACCACUACGCUGGGUGGUGA
Molecule: messenger RNA, 2751 nt
Organism: Punctularia strigosozonata HHB-11173 SS5
Lineage: Eukaryota; Fungi; Basidiomycota; Agaricomycetes; Corticiales; Punctulariaceae
Exons: 2
Coding region: 1-2751 (916 amino acids)
Biological process (GO): negative regulation of transcription by RNA polymerase II; regulation of nitrogen utilization; mitochondria-nucleus signaling pathway
Cellular component (GO): cytoplasm
Source: RefSeq, a predicted model, not a curated record